Molecule: messenger RNA, 2915 nt
Organism: Drosophila rhopaloa
Lineage: Eukaryota; Metazoa; Arthropoda; Insecta; Diptera; Drosophilidae
Gene: l(3)80Fg
Product: dnaJ homolog subfamily C member 16
Exons: 12
Coding region: 258-2600 (780 amino acids)
Source: RefSeq, a predicted model, not a curated record
CUUAAAAAAAUUGUUAUUAAUGUUUUCUUUUAAACUAUUUUGGUGGUUUUACAGAAGAUGGAAGAUUUUAGUUUAAAAUAAUUAAAUUCAUUUAAAUUAAUCAACCAAAUUGUAUAAGCUUAAACAAUAAAUGGAAAAAAUACUUAAAUCAUAAACAAAAUAACGAUUUUUUCCGGAAGAACGUGUGUCUAACUAAAAGGUCGAUAUUUUGUUUUGUUACUUUUAAAAACAACAUAACAUAAUUUACCACUUUCACGAUGUCUAAACCCUUUUUCAAAACUCAUUUUAUUAUUACCAUUCUUGUUCUGUGCAUAACAUCUGCUUUAUGCCUAAGCGCAUUAAACGACCCUUAUACUAUAUUGGGAAUAAAUAACAUUGCUACUGCACAGGAAAUAAAAAAGGCAUACAAACAGUUGGCAAAGGAGUGGCAUCCUGAUAAAAUACAAAGUGACGGCGAUACCGAAAAGUUUAUUCAAAUAAAACUAGCCUAUGAACUUUUAAGUGACACUGAUCGUCGACAAAUUUUUGACCGGCAUGGAGUAACGGAUGAAGAUACUCAUUACCUUCAAAAAAAAUAUGAUUAUAGUGGAUAUAAUCGAUUUUCCCUUGAUCAAAAUGAGGAUCCUUUUGGAAACAGAUUUGUUAUUGACCAGGACAUUGUACUUUACCAUAAGCUAUCCGUUACAGCUAAUUAUUUCGAGAAGACCAUUUUACCAAACAGCGCAAAAAAGGUGCAUGUUGUAAUGUUUUACAACGAUUGGUGCUUUAAGUGCACUCGAAUAAUAGGCAUCUUCGAAAAAAUAAAAGAUUUACUGGAACCUUUAGGUAUUACCUUUGCAACAGUCAAUGCUGCACAUGAACAGUCAAUUUUUCGUAAAACUGGUGCAGAUGAAGUUCCACAAUUAGUUCUUAUUUUGGACAACCAAUUCUUUCUCUAUCGGGAUCAUACUUUUACACCGCAAAAAGUUGUUGAAUUUAUUCGCAAAAAGUUACCAUUUAGAAUUGUCCAACGCGUCGAAAAUGACAAUAUAAAUGAUUUUCUUGGAGGAUGGAUGGACAACAGAGUACGAGCUCUAAUUUUUCAACCUCGCAGUUUGAUUAGGCUGCGAUACUUACUAACCGCCUUUGAAUUCUACGACCGCGUCGCUUUUGGAUUUGUUAAUAUGAACAGUUUGCAAUCAAAUAAUAUAAUUGCUCGCUUGAAAAUUAAUACGAGCUUGGACACAGUACUUAUAUUCAAUGAAGACUCAACGAACUACGUAGCAAGUAUUCGUAUGCCGGACAUCCCAAUUCAAACAUUGAUAGAUGUGGUUUCUAACAAUCAAUACUUGGUUUUACCUAGACUAUCAUCACAGGCCAUGUUAGAAAGUGUGUGCCCGACUGAAUGGAGCCGUCCAAUGAAACGUUUGUGUGUAAUUCUAAUUACAGAUAAUAACAAGAAAAACGAUUUUGCAAGAGUCGCCUUAAGAGAUAUUGCAUUAAAUAGUCGAUAUAGUUCAAAAAGAGUCCGAUUCGCUUAUAUGUUUAAGGAAAGUCAACCAGAUUUUAUUAAAGCCAUUUCCAAAGGAUCGCUUGAGAAAAAUCUUCUACAAAUUGUCAUUAUUUGGCGUCGAGAUGCCAAACUUAUAAAGUAUGAAUGGGUCUAUGGAUUAAAUAAGAAUACUAAUGUUGUACAUGAAAGUCUCAUCAAUUCAACAAAAAACGAAAUUUUGAACACCGUGAAACGGCUUUUAAAAUCUUCAGAAGCUUUAAAUUAUGAAGCCCUUGUGCAGAAAUUAUUUAAUGAGCACUCUCAAGGUAUUUUAACAAGAGGAGUUUCCCGAUUUUUGUAUUUAGUGGAUUAUCUAUCCGACAAUAUUGAAGAUGAGCACCUUCUUGCAGCAUUUUCACUUUUGGGAACAAUUGGAUUUAUGUUUGCUGUUGGAUAUAUAUUAAUGUACUUCGUAAGGGCUGAAGAGGAAAAUCUUAAGGCACAAGGUCAUCUUAUUGAAAACCAAGAUCAGCACCAUAUUAAUUCCAUUCCGGAACUUAAGCUCUACGAACUGAGAGCAGAAAAAUAUAAUGGAAUGGUUCGUCUUCUAAAACCAGGAUGCCGAACUUUACUGCUCAUAACAGAUUUAAAAAGUAGAAAUAAGCUUAUUCCAUAUUUUCACAAGGCAGUUUGGCCGUACAGGAAAUCCAAAACAUUAUUAUUUGGGCACAUGACAAUUGAAAAAGGACUACCAUGGUUUGCUGAAAUUCUUCGUUUAUCAUUGAGCACAAAUCGAAACUUGCAGGUCAAUCCAAGAAACUGUGUUGGUACUGUUUUGGCAUUGAAUGGUCAUCGAAAAUACUUUUGCAUGUAUCACGCUAAGCAUCCAGAAUCUGUUCGAGGAACAAAGAGAAUCCUAAAAAUUACAAAGAUUGUUUUGGACACAAAGGAGGACCCUGAGGUCGGAACUUUUCUUACAAAAUGCUAUUCUGAAGAAUCCGAGGCAGAAGCAAAUAUUAUUUUGGAAGAUAAUUUACUUAACAGCCUUGAUAAUUGGCUUGUAAGACUGUUUGAUGGCAGAACACAAAAAUACUACAUUAAUUAUUGGCCGGACUUUUCUACUAAGUGACUUUUCUACUAAGCCCUAACUCAAAACUAUUUCUGUAACAAGAUCAAUUUAAAAUUUUCAAGAUUAUUUAAAAUUUUCAACAGAAAGAAAAUAUCAGGAACAUUAGUAUUACAUAUAAGUGGUUCCUAACACAUUAAAAUAUUUAUGUACUUUUGAGGAGUCAAGUUACUACUGUUACUACAGUACUUGCUUGCUAAAAAAGUUAUAUAAAAGAAGUGAUGUUAAAAUGAAUUACAAUUUUAUAAUAAAAAAAAAUGUUAAAUAUAAAAUAAUAUUAAUCUCAAAACAUUUUAUAUACUUCCAGAACUAAUUAAA